Eurytemora carolleeae is the source of this 1468-nucleotide messenger RNA. Its product is annotated as ice nucleation protein-like. The record is from RefSeq and is a predicted model, not a curated record. Lineage: Eukaryota; Metazoa; Arthropoda; Copepoda; Calanoida; Temoridae. Bases 63 to 1397 code for a protein of 444 amino acids. The transcript has 2 exons.
AUUAAAACUGCUUUAAUGACAGUUUCAUUCUGUAGUUACAUUGGAGUGGAACUGGAGUUGAGAUGCCGAGAUCUAAAAUCCUAUUUCUUGUUCUUGCUCUUAGUUUUACUGCUAAAGGGAAACCAAGGGCAAAAACCUUUCUAGUUGAGACUGCAAGUGAAGAGAAAACAGGAUAUGGAGGAAAGCCAGAAGAUUCACCACAUGAAGCUGGAUCAGACUAUAGUGAUGAUGGUGGUUAUGGAGAAACCACAACGGCAGCUCCAAGAGGUUAUGGGGAUCCUACAACUGCAGCUCCAGUAGGUUAUGGGGAUCCUACAACUGCAGCUCCAGUAGGUUAUGGGGAUCCUACAACUGCAGCUCCAGUAGGUUAUGGGGAUCCUACAACUGCAGCUCCAGUAGGUUAUGGGGAUCCUACAACUGCAGCUCCAGUAGGUUAUGGGGAUCCUACAACUGCAGCUCCAGUAGGUUAUGGGGAUCCUACAACUGCAGCUCCAGUAGGUUAUGGGGAUCCUACAACUGCAGCUCCAGUAGGUUAUGGGGAUCCUACAACUGCAGCUUCUGUAGGUUAUGGGGAUACAACACAUGGUUAUGGUGAAACAACCACACAAGGUUAUGGUGUAACAACCACACAUGGUUAUGGUGAAACAACCACAGAUGGUUAUGGUGUAUCAACCACAGGUGGUUAUGGCGUUUCAACCACAGGUGGUUAUGAUGGAACAACAACAGAUGGUUAUGGCGUAUCAACCACAGGUGGUUAUGAUGGAACAACCACAGAUGGUUAUGGCGUAUCAACCACAGGUGGUUAUGAUGGAACAACCACAGAUGGUUAUGGCGUAUCAACCACAGGUGGUUAUGAUGGAACAACCACAGAUGGUUAUGGCGUAUCAACCACAGGUGGUUAUGAUGGAACAACCACAGAUGGUUAUGGCGUAUCAACCACAGGUGGUUAUGAUGGAACAACCACAGAUGGUUAUGGUGUAUCAACCACAGGUGGUUAUGAUGGAACAACCACAGAUGGUUAUGGUGUAUCAACCACAGAUGGUUAUGGUGUAUCAACUACAGGUGGUUAUAGCGUAUCAACCACAGGUGGUUAUGAUGGAACAACCACAGAUGGUUAUGGUGUAUCAACCACAGGUGGUUAUGGCGUAUCAACGACAGGUGGUUAUGAUGGAACAACAACUCCACAAGGUUAUGGUGAUACAACCUCGGCUCCAUCAGGGUAUGGUGAUGCAUCAACUCCUGGAGGUUAUGGGGAAACAACAACAACUCCAUCAGGAUAUGGAGAAACAACAACAAAAGCUCCGUCAGGAUAUGGAGAAACAACAACAUCCGCUCCAUCAGGGUAUGGGGAACCUACAUCAGCAUCUCGAGGAUACUCAAGAAGGCGUCGUGCUUAAUUUAAUCUAAGUGCAUUUUAAGUCAGUUUAAAAAACUUGAAAAUUUGAAUAAAAUACCAUAAUUUCUUUAA